This is a messenger RNA of Mollisia scopiformis, 3347 nucleotides long. RefSeq names its product ARM repeat-containing protein. Gene Ontology annotation, cellular component: PAS complex; fungal-type vacuole membrane; endosome membrane. The transcript has 9 exons. The record is from RefSeq and is a predicted model, not a curated record. NCBI's taxonomy places the organism in Eukaryota, Fungi, Ascomycota, Leotiomycetes, Helotiales, Mollisiaceae. Gene Ontology annotation, biological process: phosphatidylinositol biosynthetic process; positive regulation of kinase activity. Bases 426 to 3137 code for a protein of 903 amino acids.
UGUCUUUCACAGAUGCCCCUGCUCAUGCCCCUAGACUGAAGAGGACCAGGAAUGUCCAUCACGUGAACCGUCACCACAAUGUUCCGGCCGAUGAUAACCCGGUGAGACAUCGAUAUCGAUGUGACCCAGAACAUAAAUGCGUUUGCUGUGUACUGACCCAUCCUCUUGAUAUGGGGCGAGUUCGCAACCAUGGCUGAUCGAUGACGUCGUUCUUGACUUGACAACGAUUAUUUGCCCAAGAUUCUAUUUUGCAACAACCAUUUAAACUUCUUGACAAAUCAUUCAGGCAGCCUCGCGUGCAUUGUUCUUUCCCUGUUUCUCCGCUUUGGGACUCGAAGCGCAACCCAACAACAACCCCAGAAAGUUGCAAAUCUCCUUCUUCCAUUCCAGCAUACCAUGAGACUUGGAAGUAGAUAAGCCUCAGCAUGGAUCCAAGCAUCCAACGAGCUCUCAAUGAUAAGCUCUAUGACAAGCGGAAGGUCGGCGCUCUCGACCUUGAACGUGUUAUUCGAGAUCUUGCCGCUGCUAAAGAAUUCGAGAGGAUCAAGAAGAUAAUAGAGCAACUUUGCAACGAUUACGCCUAUGCAGUGCACCAGCCUCACGCCAGAAAUGGAGGACUUAUUGGGCUUGCCGCUGCAGCCAUUGCUCUAGGACCAGAUCUAGCACGUUAUCUGGACGUUAUUGUUCCUCCAGUACUCGCUUGCUUCACCGACCAAGAUGCAAGGGUCCGUUACUAUGCAUGUGAAAGCAUGUACAACAUUGCCAAGGUAGCAAAGGGUGAGGUCUUACCCUACUUCAAUGACAUCUUUGAUGCUCUAUGUAAACUUGGCGCAGACUCUGAGCUUUCCGUCAAGAACGGUGCUGAGCUCCUGGACCGACUGAUAAAGGAUAUUGUUUCAGAAUCUGCAGCAAAUUACGUCUCUAUCCUUCACGCCUCUGAAGAAUCAGCGACUGAAACUGACAAAGAGACCCCGGAUGCUUCUGUUGACACGCCCACGGCUUUCUCACUCGCACGUUUCAUCCCACUCCUAAAAGAGCGGAUCUAUGUGAUCAAUCCAUUUACGAGAACUUUUCUGGUUGGCUGGAUUACCCUACUUGAUUCCAUUCCAGACCUUGAGCUUGUCUCAUACCUUCCAGAAUUCCUCGGUGGUCUAUUCAGGUUUCUCAGCGAUCCGAAUCGUGACGUACAUGUAGCGACACAAGGGGCGUUGGAAAGAUUUCUGAGCGAGAUUAAGCGUAUCUCUCGGGUCAAAAAAGGGCUCGAAGAGAGUCGGAAAUCUCGAAGUGACGGAAAACGCAAACGAUCUGGCUCCAUGGACAGCGAGAAUUCAGUCGCGCCCGAAGGAGGAGCUGAUGAGGAUGAUGAUGAGUCGACCACUGCCGCCGACAAGGAGGAAACCACCGAUGAAGAUGAUUGGGUUCCAGGGCAGGACGUCCAAGUACGAUUUAAGGAGAUCUUAGAGAUCUUGACGGCCAAUCUUGAUAGUCCUCUCGAAGAAGAUAGUCUGCUUGAAUCGUUGAGAUGGAUAGUAGACCUUCUUGACAUAUGCCCCGAGGAAGUUCUACCUUUUGCGCCUAAAAUCCUCGCCCAUCUUCUCCCUGCUAUGGCGAGUGGCGUGGAAUCCAUUCGCCAAGCGGCUUCACGAGUAAACACGUCCUUAAUGGACUACGUGGUAUCCCUUGCGGACGAAGGAGCACCCUCGGCAGCCCCUUCAGCUGGUCCUUCUAGGAUUCCCACUUCCAUCGUCAAGGACUCCGCUAACAACGAUCGGAGAGACUCGUCCACCAACACCCGUGGGUCUAUUUCGAAUUCGCGGGAACUAGACAGAAGAGAGUCAGAAGUCCAGACUCCACCUCCACCGUACAAGACUCCAACACCAACUUCGCCGUCUCAACCUUCUCAACCACAAGUUGAGCUGGACUAUGCUGCGGCUGUUGCUUCUCUGACAUUAUUAUUCUUGAAUGACCACGAAGCUACCAGGGUUGCGGCCUUGACGUGGCUCCUCAUGCUUCACCGAAAAGCGCCGAGAAAGGUGCUUGCAUUCAAUGAUGGGACAUUUCCAGCCCUGCUCAAAACGUUGUCAGAUCCGGCUGAAGCAGUGGUCACUCGAGACUUGCAGCUAUUAUCUCAAAUAUCACGAAAUAGCGGCGAUGAUUAUUUUUCUUCCUUCAUGGAGAAUCUUCUCCAACUCUUCUCAACGGAUAGGAAGCUACUUGAGACGAGAGGGAACUUGAUUAUUCGACAGCUUUGUAUCAGUCUGAGUGCCGAGAGAAUUUACCGGACUCUUGCUGAUUGCAUAGAAAAAGAAGAGGAUGUGGAGUUCGCAAGCAUCAUGGUACAGAAUCUAAACAACAAUCUCAUAACAGCUCCAGAGCUUGCCGAGCUUCGUAAGAGGUUGCGAAACUUGGAGACUAAGGACGGACAGACCUUCUUCGUUGCACUAUUCAGAUCCUGGUGCUACAAUGCCGUUGCUACUUUCUCGCUUUGUCUUCUUGCACAAGCAUACGAACAGGCUUACAACCUUUUACAGAUAUUCGCAGAGUUAGAGAUGACCGUAAACAUGCUCAUUCAGAUCGAUAAAUUAGUCCAGCUUUUAGAAUCUCCCGUUUUUACAUAUCUUCGAUUGCAACUUCUAGAGCCGGAAAAGUAUCCUCACUUGUACAAGUGUCUUUAUGGUCUCCUCAUGUUGCUUCCUCAGUCAUCAGCUUUUGCAGCGUUGAAGAAUAGACUCAAUAGCGUGAGCGCAAUAGGCUAUUUGCAUAUCGCACCUCGAGCCGCGCCAACAAAUGCUGGUCCAUCUAGCUUCGACAGGUCAAGUCGACUAAAAGGCAGGGAUGAGGCUGGAAUUCGAUGGAAUGAAUUGCUCGAGAAAUUUAGGAGUGUCCAAGAGAGAGCAAGGAGAGCACAGAGACCAGGAGGUGACUUUGAUGAUAGAUUGAGCGAAGUACGUGUUGGUGAUGGUCUGGAUGUGAGAGCUUUCAAGGAUCUGGCACGUUUACAAGGGCCACCUCUACCAGUGAAGGACACACCGGCAAAUCCUUCAGGUGGUCAACCAGCUGCAAACAAGUCGAAAUCAAGCCUGGGGAAGUUUGGACGGCUAGGAGGAGCUGUAUCUGGUGGUCGACCAAAGAGAUGACUGUAAUGGCGUACACGAAACGUUAAUCAAGCAGGAGUAUAAUGCAUGGACGUUUGGUAAAUAAUUUCAUUCAAGUCCUAGUUUUCUUCGGACUUUCUCGUUCCACUAAACCCUCGAACAUGGCAUCUCUUUCAAGUGUCAAAUCUCGAAGCUCAACCCUAAGGCGUUCUAAUUCUAGCCUAGCCAAAUCUGUAUCUUGCGGAAGACCAU